UACAGCUGUGAUUAAUCUCAAUUUCUUUGUUGCAAUUUAAUAAGUCCAUUAUAAUAUAGACGAAUCGGUGAAUUACCGCAUAAUUAUAAUUAUAACUUGAGCAAAUAGUGCGGAGAACUUUGGAAUACUCGAAGAAUAUAAUUGAAAAUAAUGCUUCUAAUAAAAACCUUGAUAAUUCUAUUAUACAGCUAUAGCAUUCAAGCUGCUUCCAAUACAUUACCAGUUGUACUUUGGCAUGGAAUGGGUGAUACUUGCUGCCUACCCUUCAGCUUGGGUGCCAUAAAGAAACUGAUUGAAGUGGAAACAAAUGGCACAUACGUGCGGUCAUUAAAAAUUGGUGGCAAUAUUGCGUUGGAUUAUGAAAGUGGAUUCUUCAUACAUCCCGACGAUCAGGUGCGUUAUGUGUGUGACCAGCUGGCCAAAGAUGUGCAACUAACAAAUGGUUAUAAUGCAAUCGGCUUUUCACAAGGUGGUCAAUUUCUCCGUGCAGUGGCUCAACGUUGCUCCACGCCGCCUAUGAAAACACUCAUAACAAUAGGGGGACAGCACCAAGGUGUCUUCGGUUUACCAAAAUGUCCCUCACUGACAAGCUCGACUUGUGAACACUUGCGUAAAUUAUUGCAUCGCGCUGCUUAUAAAGAAUGGCUACAACGUGAUUUAGUGCAGGCUACAUAUUGGCAUGAUCCAUUGCAUGAAGAGGAAUAUCGCCAGAAGAGUUCAUUUCUUUCAAACAUAAACAAUGAAGUGUUUAUCAAUCAAACUUAUAUAGACAAUUUAAGUAAACUCGAGAAAUUUGUUAUGGUUAUGUUCUUGAAUGACACCAUCGUGCAACCCAAGGAAUCGCAAUGGUUCGGUUUCUACAGUCCUGGACAGGAUACAGUUAUACGUCCGCUAAAAGAAAGUCCCGUAUUUGAAGAUCUUGGCCUCGAUCAAUUGGACAAUACAGGCAGACUCAUAUAUUUGUCAGUUGAAGGCGAUCACUUGCAAAUGACAAGCAAAUGGUUUAUUGAAAAUAUUAUAACACAACUUGCCAAGAACUAAAUUAACGAGAUAUCAAGCAAAUUGAUCUCUAAUUUCGAAUUUAUAAUAAUUUUUAUAAAUAAAAUUCUAAAAUACUCCACGACGACGAAUUCUUGAGCUACUUUGUGAUGAAUACCAAAUGAUAUGUUUUAAAGUAAUUAACUAAUAUACAUUCAUUCAUGGAAAAUUAUUGUAAUAUUAACUGUAUGUUUGUAAAGCACACCUAUGUAUGCAUAAUACUCCAAAAAGCAAUAAGAAAAUAAUAAUAUAAAUUGAAAUGAGAA
Messenger RNA from Zeugodacus cucurbitae (melon fly), 1304 nucleotides. It is a transcript of the gene Ppt1, whose product is annotated as palmitoyl-protein thioesterase 1. Gene Ontology annotation, biological process: receptor-mediated endocytosis; protein depalmitoylation. Bases 151 to 1041 code for a protein of 296 amino acids. Gene Ontology annotation, cellular component: lysosome. The transcript is spliced from 6 exons. Lineage: Eukaryota; Metazoa; Arthropoda; Insecta; Diptera; Tephritidae. Gene Ontology annotation, molecular function: palmitoyl-(protein) hydrolase activity. The record is from RefSeq and is a predicted model, not a curated record.